AUGACGACUCCAAGAUCCAAGGACCUGUCUCAGAGACAUGCACCUAUCGCAAUCAGUCUGGCACAAGCUCUCAAGCUAGUAGGAGCACUGUUCACCCUGAAGAUACUGCAUGCUGCGGCGCUGGUCUUUCGCAUAGAUGAACAAGAACCACAGAAUCCGGUUCGGGGAGCCAUUCAUCGCAGAGAGCAGCAAAUCGUACAGAUCUUCCUAUCAUCCAUUCCGGAAAGCUACUAUGUACCGAUUCUCGGGAACUUCUUCUCCAACGACCUUCCCUUAACCUCCAUCGCGACGAAUACGAAUUCGAAUUCAAUUCAGCAGUCCGGCAGACCGACAAAUGUGGCGGAAGUACAGUCUACCGAGAGGACAUCAUCUCAGCAGAACAGUCUGCUGAUGCAAGUCUCCUCCAGUAUUGAGCCUGCAGUCCGCAUGUCUCAGGCGCUCGUGGAACGUGAGCCGGAGCUCACCAAAACGAAAUCGGAAAGUGCCGUGGACUCAAUGAUUCCAGUGGCCGGCAGCGAAUCGCUUUACUCCAACACGACGAUGAAAAGAAGUACUUCCGUGCGCAGAAUGUAUUCGCGUUCCUCGAGUAUGCAGCAGGCUAUGGCAGGUUCGGCGGCACAGUAUGUCAAGCUUGUGCCUGGCAGGCCACAUUUCAGUAUCGCCAGUGGGCCAAUGUCGAUGGAGUCCACGGAUGGACAGCAGCCUCGACUGACCGACGACUCUGCGAAUAAUCAGACUCUGCUUGAAAUGGAGACUUUGCAAGCAACCCACUCGGUGGAAAGUUUUCCUGGAAAAUUUCCCAUCAGUGAUGGGCUGGAGUUUAGUUCUCUUGCCACGGCACCACACCAUAUAAGCGGCCGAGGAACAACUUCUGUCAGGCCGUUUUCGGAUGUUUGA
Messenger RNA from Aspergillus thermomutatus, 897 nucleotides. RefSeq lists its product as uncharacterized. NCBI's taxonomy places the organism in Eukaryota, Fungi, Ascomycota, Eurotiomycetes, Eurotiales, Aspergillaceae. The transcript has a single exon. The record is from RefSeq and is a predicted model, not a curated record. Bases 1 to 897 code for a protein of 298 amino acids.